AGUACAUCCAUAAUUCAAGUCAAUACAAUUUCAUUUCAUUUUAUAGGCUUAAAGGAUACACUGAUAAGUUGUUGUUUCUUAUUCGAUCAUCGGUGCAAUUGGGACAAUGCCUGAUGCAAAGGUAAGACGCUCGGUGCUGUUUUUGACUCUUCUGGUUCACAUAGCGCGAGGACAAGUCAGCUACUCGAUUCCUGAGGAAAUGGAAAAAGGAUCGAUAGUGGGAAACAUUGCGCAGGAUUUGGGCUUGGAUUUACAACGACUAAAGUCAGGAAAAGUGAGAAUUUAUUCAAGAGACAGUACGGAAUACAUUGAACUGAACAGAAACACUGGAUCGCUGCUUAGCAGAGAGAAAAUGGACCGCGAGUCUCUUUGUGCAAAAACAACUCCUUGUGCUUUGCAUCUUCAAAUGAUUAUGGAAAACCCAAUGGAAUUCUACACGAUUACAAUAGAAAUCACGGAUAUCAAUGAUAACGCUCCUAGUUUCCAGAGAAAGGAAUUUAGAUUUGAGAUCAGCGAAUCGGCGGCGGCAGGUGUUGGUUUUAUGCUCGGCAGAGCUUUCGAUCCGGAUGUAGGAACACAUGCUCUUCAGAGAUACUCGCUGAAACCGACUGAUAAAUUUCGGCUUGAACUGCACAAUCAGGCAGACGGUAGUAAAAUCGUCGAGAUGAUUUUACAAAACCCACUUGAUAGAGAAACGCAAAGCUCACUUAUUUUGUUGUUAGAAGCGUUUGAUGGAAGCGAUCCGGUGCUCUCCGGCACUGUGCAGAUACAUAUCACUGUGUUAGAUAUUAAUGAUAAUGCUCCUGUCUUUACACAAAAAAUAUAUAAAACCACAAUAACAGAAAAUGCAACAAAAGGUACUAUAUUAACAAUGGUGAGCGCGUCUGAUACAGACGAAGGAUCCAACAGUGUAGUAACGUACUACAUAUCUGACACAGUGGAGAAAAAUGUGGCCGAAAUAUUCUUAAUUAAUGAAAAAAGUGGUGAACUAAUUUUAAAUGGUCUGGUUGACUAUGAAAAGGUGAGCCAUUAUGAAAUUAAUAUCCAGGCAAAAGAUCAAGGAGGACUAUCUAAUGCAUGCAAAGUAAUUAUCGAUGUUCUCGACAUUAAUGAUAAUUCGCCUAGUAUUAAUAUUGUGUCUAGUUCCCAUUCAAUAUCUGAAGGGUCAAAGUCUGGUACUGUUGUUUCAGUCCUAAAUGUUGAUGAUCUUGAUUCAGGUGUAAAUGGCCAGGUUCAGUGCGUCUUAAAUGACGACAUUCCCUUUUCUAUUACUUCUCCGUCUAGCAAUUUCUUCAGCUUGCAAACAGAGCAGGAAUUGGACAGAGAAAGAGAAGCUGAGUACAAUAUCAGUGUAAUAUGUGCUGAUGAGGGAGUACCAGCGCUCUGCAGCAGUGUCUCUCUCCGUGUGCAGAUAUCAGAUGUGAAUGACAAUGCUCCUGUCUUUGAGAAAAGUCACUAUGAGGCGUGUGUGCUGGAGAAUAACACACCUGGUCUCUCUAUAUUUACAGUUAAAGCCAGUGAUGCUGAUUGGAAUCAGAAUGCCCGUGUUUCUUAUAUUCUAGAAGACAGCACUGUUAAUGGAGUCUCUGUCUCAUCAUAUGUGUCAGUUCAUCCUGACAGCGGACUGAUUACAGCUGUGCGCUCUUUUGACUAUGAACAACUCAAAGAUUUCCACUUCCUAGUAAAAGCGCAAGAUGGAGGCUCUCCUCCGCUCAGCAGUAACGCGACAGUGAACAUAAUUAUUCAAGAUCAGAAUGACAACGCUCCUCAAGAUGGAGACAAUCUCGCUUCUUAUAUCAGUCCAAUCUGCCUGUUAUUCCGUACUAUCCACCGCAUUACGCAGACACAGGAGUCACUGGAACUCUGCCGCACGGGUAUAAUUAUGAAGUGUGCAUGACGACUGACUCGAGGA
Messenger RNA from Sinocyclocheilus rhinocerous, 1912 nucleotides. Its product is annotated as protocadherin gamma-A11-like. Gene Ontology annotation, molecular function: calcium ion binding. The transcript has a single exon. Lineage: Eukaryota; Metazoa; Chordata; Actinopteri; Cypriniformes; Cyprinidae. Gene Ontology annotation, biological process: homophilic cell-cell adhesion. The record is from RefSeq and is a predicted model, not a curated record. Bases 107 to 1897 code for a protein of 596 amino acids. Gene Ontology annotation, cellular component: plasma membrane.